ACUGUAAAUAAAAAAUACUAUGAUUUGAAUCACGCGCAUUAAAGUGCCUGUUGGACUUGCUGGUUUUUUAGUCUCGCUACCACGGACUUACGAAUAAAGGGACGAUGCACAAACUAGAUUGGCGGGUCACAUAGCAUCUUGGAUCGGAAGAAGUAUUGAGACCUUGGAUCAUAAUGGCCUAAGGUUGAGAUAUUCACGUAAAAUGAACGAAGACAUAGUUUUGAACAUACAAUAGCGAACAGCCAAUUCCCACCGCAUUCCUGAGCAAACAUCAUUUCUCACUUACAUGAGUAUUAUAUGUAGUGGUACAUAUAUACAUUACAUAGUGUAGUAUGUAAGUACAUACUCUUAGCUUAUAUUCUAAGUAUGGAUAUGAGUGUACAUAUGUAAUACUGAACCCAACGUGAUCCGAUGGAAGGGUCGCCAAAAUACGAUCGUACAUAGCUAUUUGUGUAUAAUAAUUAAUGUCUCAAUUAUUAGAUUCUGUCAUGCUUGAAUAAGAAUGCAGCCGUGUUACAAACAUUAACUUCAUUUUUCUUAUUGUUUGUUCAAAUUAACAAACUACUAUAUAUACAUUAUAAAACACUAACAAAUAUACAGGUUAUGACAUGCAACGGAAAAUGUUCCCUGGAGGAAUACUUGUAACAGUUGCAAAACGAUGUAACAAUCUGUUGUUCAACUUAUUAAAGCAACAGCAAACUUUACAUUCAUAUUAUUUUAAAAAGAAAUGUCUUUUCUUUUUUGCCCCAACAAAUACAUUACAAUAUUCGAGUGACAGCUCGUUAAAAUGUUGGAAUUGCAAUUUUAUUUACAAGUCCAAGCUAUUUUGUUCAAAAUGCAAUACACUACAAGAACCACCUGAAAAUUUAACUUAUUUUGACUUAAUGGACAUCCCCGAAAGUUACGAUGUAACAGUAACAGAAAUUCAAAGCAAGUAUAAAGAACUUCAAAAAUUAUUGCACCCUGAUAAAUUUGGCACGAAGUCAGAGAAAGAAAAGCAGCUGUCUGAAAACCUGUCAUCGUUAAUAAAUAGUGCUUAUAGUACAUUAUCAAACCCUUUGCACAGAGGACUAUAUAUGUUAAAAUUAAAUAACAUUACAAUAUCAGAAGGGACAUAUAGUAUGGAUCCAGAAUUUUUAAUGGAAAUUAUGGAGAGGAAUGAAAGGAUAGAGGGUGCGCUAAAUAAUCACACAAAAAUAAAAGAACUCGCUAAAGAGAAUGAAAUAAUAUUAAAUAGCUUGUCAAUGAACAUUGCAUAG
Messenger RNA from Megalopta genalis, 1259 nucleotides. Lineage: Eukaryota; Metazoa; Arthropoda; Insecta; Hymenoptera; Halictidae. The record is from RefSeq and is a predicted model, not a curated record.